This is a messenger RNA of Lithohypha guttulata, 570 nucleotides long. RefSeq lists its product as uncharacterized. Lineage: Eukaryota; Fungi; Ascomycota; Eurotiomycetes; Chaetothyriales; Trichomeriaceae. The transcript has 2 exons. The record is from RefSeq and is a predicted model, not a curated record. The coding region runs from base 1 to 570 and encodes 189 amino acids.
AUGCUCGAUCAAUUUCUUACCUGCUGGGCCAAGAAGCACUAUCUCGAGACUGUCAUCGGUCCCAUGUAUUGGAAGAUCGACGACGGGAGUGAUAACUAUAGGAAUGUUGGACUGAACUCACAUUGGUUUCGCUUUGCUGAUGAUCGCCACAAACCUCACCUUUGCUUCGACGAGGACGACAAACAGAUACUCCGCUUCGAUUGGGGCCAAUCCAAAUCGGAGUGGCUUGAACUACCUGGUCCAGCAGAAUGGUGGUCAGACGUGACAGGUCAAGCAGAAGAUGUAGAGGCUGACCGCGAAGCUCUCGACUACUAUGAGUUGAACGAUUUCUAUGUCGCACAGUACUCCAGCAGAUCGUACCGAACAAUUCUUCGUGUCAUUCGUGAACGACAGCCUCCGAAAGGUUUUGAUCAUUGUGUAUUGCAUGGGGGUGCAGAGAUUAUGUGGAUCAGUCAGCAUGCUAAGAAGGACCCUGAACCAGAUGUGUACGAUGACUUAGGAGAAGUAGACGAGGACGAGGUACUUGCAGGGCUGGCAGACAUGAGCAUCGCGGGCUGCAAGAAGUGGUGA